Messenger RNA from Vairimorpha ceranae, 1230 nucleotides. RefSeq names its product thymidylate kinase. The record is from RefSeq and is a predicted model, not a curated record. Bases 1 to 1230 code for a protein of 409 amino acids. The transcript has a single exon. NCBI's taxonomy places the organism in Eukaryota, Fungi, Microsporidia, Nosematidae.
AUGAGUAAACUUAUAAAAGAAGUAUCAUUUGAUAUUUUAAAAUCGACAGAAGUAGAUCUUAAAAAGUCUGUAGUGGCAAAAAAGAAGAGAAGAAAUAGACUAGACGACUACGAUUAUGCAGAUGAUUUGAUAGAAUCUUUUGAAGGGGAAAGUGAACCUGUGGAGAUGGAGUGCUCACUUAGUAACUUUUUUGUAUUUCAGGGGCCUUUGCCUUUUUCUGCCAAAAAAGUAUUAAAUUUUUUUAAAAAUAAGCCUGUUUUAACAGUAGAAAAAGAUAACGAGCUACAGAUUUUAGAAGAUGCUAUUUACAGCACUAGGAGAAAAAGAAAAGCUAGUCAUACACUGGUAUCAGAGACAUUAGAUAAUGAAGAACAAAAGAUAAUAAAAAAAGGAAGGCCAAAAAGUAAAAAUAAAGAAUGUUUACAGAAAGAAGCUAUCGUUAGUUAUAUUUCUGGUAAAUUUGAUAAAAUACAACAACAAUUUGAUGUAUUGAAUAUUGAAGAUAAAAUAUGGUAUUUCAUCACUAAUUACAUCCUGUACAAAGAUAAUGAAGAAGUGUAUUUAAGAAAUUUAGAAGUUUUUAACGACAAUGUGUUAGAAAAUAACGAAGGAAUAUCAGAAGAUAAAAAAGAGUUGUGGAAUGAAAAUACAAAAGUGAUACAAGAAGAUGAAGUACAUAAAAAUAAUACAAUGCAAGAAAGUAAAAAGGAAGAAAAUGGGAGUAACAAUCUACAUUUUAGCAAUAAAGGAGAAUUCUCUCAUAAGUUAGUUAAUUCCUUUGAUUAUAUUUCUCCUAGUUCAUUUGUACAACCUAAUUCAUUUGUACCUUCUACGCCACCAUCUUCUAUAGAUCCUCCUCUUUAUGCGUGCUUAUCUAAAUAUUUUUCUGAUAAGGAAAUCGAAACAUUUAUAAAUAAAAUUAUAACAAAAAUUGAUAAUGCUUUGGUGUCAAUAACAGUUAUAACUAGUGAUUCAAAUAUGUAUUCUUCAACUAGAAAAUUUCUAGGAUUCACUGAUAAUUCAUUUAAAAAUGAGUGUAUAAUUUACUUCACUAACUACGUAGUGAAACACUAUGCGAGUAAUACCAGUCGUGAUAUUUUAUAUUAUUAUUAUGAAGCUAAAAAAUGCAUUCUAGAUGUAUUUUUAGAGUGUAGUAACAAAGUAAAGACACUUUAUUUUGUCAAUCAACACUACAAAAAUUUAAUCGAAGAAAACAAUUAUGAUCUAUAA